Synchiropus splendidus (mandarinfish) is the source of this 1861-nucleotide messenger RNA. Its product is annotated as dehydrogenase/reductase SDR family member 7C-B-like. The transcript is spliced from 6 exons. The record is from RefSeq and is a predicted model, not a curated record. Bases 732 to 1733 code for a protein of 333 amino acids. Gene Ontology annotation, molecular function: all-trans-retinol dehydrogenase (NAD+) activity. Gene Ontology annotation, cellular component: sarcoplasmic reticulum membrane. Gene Ontology annotation, biological process: regulation of release of sequestered calcium ion into cytosol by sarcoplasmic reticulum. Lineage: Eukaryota; Metazoa; Chordata; Actinopteri; Syngnathiformes; Callionymidae.
UCAGGGGAGGUUUGGGGUUCACUUCCACUGCGUCAUCUAUAAUCUGGGGCCGAGGCGGACGGUUCUGUGUGAAGGUUCUGGGACCAACGUGUGACAUUGAGCUCCUGCAGGAGAAACUGGAUCGGUUUAUAUUUAGAAGACCUGAGGAUCAACAGUUGAUACCAGUGGGUGCGUUGGCAUGGAAUAAUGUGCGAGAAUGAAGUGUGGACGACGCGAACAGGAACAAUGAAAUGUGAAGCCAUUGUGUAGGAAAAUAUACCUCAUGAAUUAUUGGAGACUGGAAGGUAAAAUGAUUGAAUAUUAAUUUAAGUGAGACAAGUUAUUCAAUAAAAACGUAUACAGUUUGACAGUGGAAUGAAUAAGAUUUCAAAUGCAAACGUACAUGACUAAAACCAUUUCAUUUCACUGACUCCUAUGUGACCAACGGGCUUUACCUCUUUGUGUCUGCAAACGAAGGACACGCCUCUGUGAGGAUUCGGCUCCGUCAGAUUCAUCUGACUUGUGUCUUGUGUUUGUGUUGCAGACGUGUUAUAUUCGAUGUUAACAUGAGUGUAGAGAUGGAGGCCAAUGUAACGGUGCCAGAGAGCCUGUGGGUAUGAAACCAUCGGUUCCUCAUCAUCCAUAAAUCCAUUUCCAAAACCUCAUCACCGCCUGAUUCACCUGGACACACCAAAGAAAGUCAUUGAGCAGGAAGUUAACAAGCAACAUGUGUUCAGGAAAAACUGCAGGAGAUGGACCCGACCUGGACCACCACCGUCCUGCUGGUGCCCUGUGUGGUUGUGUUGACGGCCGGCUUCUUCUACAUCUACGGCCUUGUCACUGGCUUCUUGUCCAAAACAUGUGUUCGCAACAAGGUGGUGGUUCUGUCUGACGCCACGUCCAAGCUGGGGAAAGGUGAGAGGAGUGUUGAAGAUGAGUGCUGCUCCGUGAUGCGAUGGUUUUUCUUCUCCUCCGCUCCAGUAUGUGCAAGUGUCUUUCACAAAGGAGGCGCCAGGUUGAUUCUCUGUGGCAAGAGCUGGGACAAACUGGAGGAACUGGCUGAGGACUUGACAGGUUCUUCGGAUCCCAGCGUGACCUUCCCGCCAAAGCUGGUGCUGCUGGAUUUCAGCGAUAUGCUGAGUUUGCCCGAGGCCAUCGUAGAUGUGCUAGACUGUUACGGCUGUCUGGACGUGAUCAUCCUCAACAACAGUCUGAAGGUCAAAGCUCCUGCCCAGAAUCUGUCGCUGGAGAUGGACAAGCUGCUUAUGGACAACAACUACUUUGGACCGGCCACUCUGGUCAAAGGAGUGCUGCCGUCCAUGAUGUCCAGGAGAACCGGUCACCUGAUCCUGGUCAACAGCAUUCAAGGAAAACUGGCCGUGCCGUUCCGCUCCGCAUACGCCGCAUCCAAACACGCCGUCCAGGCUUUCUUCGACUGUCUGAGGGCUGAGGUGGAGGAGUUUGGCAUCUCUGUCAGCACCAUCAACCACACGUUCAUCAGCGCGUCAGACGCGACCGAGGCCUCCACCCGCAAAUCCUUCUGGUCCUGGUUCUUCAUCAUGAGGCCUCACGGCGUGUCUCCUGGCGAAGCAGCCGCUGAGAUCGCCAAGACUUUAGGCAACAAGAGAAAGGAAGUGGUGAUCGCACCGACGCUUCCUAAAGUGGCCGUCUACGCUCGCUCCUUCUUCCCCAACCUCUUCUUCGCCUUGAUGGCCGCCGGAGUGAAUCACGCCAACGUCUCAGUGGCAUCGUGACAUUUGAGACAGAGGAGGAGCACAACCGAUGGAUUUUAAAGAGGGCAUGAAAGCGUGACCAGAAAUGGAGAAAGAGUUUGGUCUUUUAAGAUAUUUGAAAUGAGUUAAUAAUUAAAAACUUAUCACUG